ACCUUUUGAAAGAUAAAAAAACUAUUAGUUUUAUAUAAAAAUGCUGGAUUUGUGUUUGUAUGUCAUAGUGCUCUAUCGCAUCUACACUUGUAGUGACAAGAUGUAUUAUUUUAAGUUUGUAUUCGUCCUCUUGCUGUUUGAGCCUCAUUCCAUAUUCACUCAUACGAUUCCUAAACCAGAGGCCUCCAAUGACACCGAUGUGUUUGAGGUUAAACCUCUCCCAGAUAAUGGAUUACAGAUAAUAGAUAACAAUGCAAAGAAACCGUCUUUAUUUGAGAUUAUCUAUUACCAUAUUAUAAGGAAACCGUUCGAACAGGAAGUGCACCCUAUCGAACCUGUAGAAGACAAAAAAGACGAAAAUAAGAAAUCAGUAGAAAAUGAUUCGGAAGAAAAGCCAGCAAGUGCUGAAGAUGCUAAAAAGACUGAUAAAGAUGGUGAAGACAAGAAAAAUGAUAAAUCUGAUUAUGAUGAUGAGGAUCAGUCUGCACAUGACAGGAGAAAGAGAGAAAUAAACGACGAGAAUAUUCCAGCAGCGCCAACUCUACCCGAUCUUAAUUUAAAUGAAUUACCAAGCGACGUUCGAAAAAUCUAUGAAAACUCCCCGGAUUUUGCCAAAUUCUUCGGUGGUAGUGAUGAAAAUAACGAUUCUGCUCCCAAAGAAAAUGAAAACGAAAUCUCCGCAAAAAAGAGUAACCACUUACCGCAAAACCAAAUCUACACGAACAAUCCUGAAAAAGAAUUAAUACCUGAAAAGGAAACAGUAUAUGAAAAUAAACCUAAAGAAGGUUUUAAAGACAGAGCAAUGGAUAUGUUCGAUGAAAUUCCAAGUGUUAACAGGCAUAAGGGUAAAACUUAUGGUAUGGAUUUAACAGGAAACCAUGGAACUGUUUGGAACGACUUAAGUGAAACCCCAGUUGGCAUCGAUUCCAAUCAAGGACCUAAUUCUGUAUCAAUCGAUUCCAAUGAAAACAAACUUAACAAAGACAAUCAAGGCAAUAUUUGGAGUGGUAGUAACGAAGUGCAACCUGUAUCUAACGAGAAGAUUAUUCUUACUCCUGUGACUGAUGACGGAGUGGAAAUACCGCCAGCGCCUAAGAUUGUGGAACAAAGACCUGAUGAGGAAGAACCUGCCGAUAGUGCUAUCACUAGUGUCAUAGUAGCAAAACCAGCUGUAAAAUCUACUGAAGAAGAAAAUGUACCUAUACAUCAUACCAAUGUCAUAGUACAACAACCUGUUAUAAUUGUACCUUCUAAUCUCGACAAUGUUAUAAAAAAUAGCAAUGAAGAUGAUAAUACUAAACCUUUGGUUAAUAAUGCAAAUAGUGAAGAACCUCUGGACGAUUUUAAAGAUAAAGCAAUCGCCAUGUUUAACAAAAUGCCAAACGAUUUUGCAAAUAAAGAGGAAAAGCCAAAAACGUAUGGAAUGGAUUUAAAAGGAAAUAAGGGAGUUGUAUGGAAUGAUUUGGACGAAACCCCCGUGGGAAGUGAUGAUGUAGGAGUACCGAGCGUUAACACAUAUAAACCUCAAGAAACUGAAGAAAAUAAUAAACCUUCAAAAAAUAUCAUAUAUGAGUAUCCUAAGGAGAGCGAUAGUGCAAUACCCGUAGUAACAAAAGAGGUGACACAGCGUCCCGUGGUAGUUUACGUAGACAAAGUGCCAGAAAGUAAAAAACCCGUUGAAAUUGAUUCCGUUGAAGAACCUUCUCAACCAGUCAUAAUCGCACCGAAACCAGAACCAAUUAAUUACGUCGUGGAAAAACCUGAGCCAGAUUAUAACAGCUAUGAAAACACAAUUGAUGAACCCAAAAACAACGAACCAGACAGUAAUGUUCUGAAACAAUCAUUUGAUAAUCUCCUUAAGCAGAUUCCACCUUUUAAACCGUUAAGACCACAGGCAGUUUAUAAACCAAAAGUUGAAAAUCGUCCUUCUUUUGUUAAACCAGCUCCAAAUAAUAAUGGCUACUAG
Colias croceus (clouded yellow) is the source of this 1966-nucleotide messenger RNA. RefSeq names its product midasin-like. Bases 41 to 1966 code for a protein of 641 amino acids. The transcript is spliced from 13 exons. The record is from RefSeq and is a predicted model, not a curated record. NCBI's taxonomy places the organism in Eukaryota, Metazoa, Arthropoda, Insecta, Lepidoptera, Pieridae.